GGAACAUUUUUGGAAGCAGACAUAAAUAAAGCCAAACCAUAAAACCCUCUCUCUGAUCAAAACCCACAUUUGGGUUGUCUUCAAUGGCCACGAACACUCUCUCAUUUCCCCCAAUUUCAAUUUCCACUUCUCAAUUUUGCAAUGAAAAACCCAACAACUCUUCACUAUUAUCACUCCCUUCAAGCUCCUUUUGUGGUAACAAGCUAUUAAUUUCAUACUCAAAGUUGAGAAAUUUAGCUCUUAAGUGUAAUAACCCCUCAACAAUUUUCACAGUUUUAUCUACUCUACCCACCAAGAAAUAUACAUCUCAGAAGAUGCAAAAAUGGUCAGCAAGAGCAAUAAGGUCAUUUGGGUUAGGAGAAUUGGAGGCGAGGAAGCUGAAGUAUCCCAAUACAGGAACUGAAGCACUUUUAAUGGGGAUUUUGAUCGAGGGGACAAGUCCAGCAGCAAAGUUUUUGAGGGCUAAUGGGAUUACUUUUUUCAAAGUCAGAGAAGAAAUUGUUGAAUUACUCGGGAAAUCUGAAAUGUAUUUUUUCAGCCCUGAGCAUCCUCCAUUGACUGAACAGGCUCAAAGAGCACUUGAUUGGGCUAUUGAGGAGAAACUAAAGUCAGGUGAUAGUGGAGAAAUUACCACGAAUCAUAUACUUCUGGGGAUUUGGUCAGAAAAAGAAUCUGCAGGUCACAAUAUAUUGGAAACUCUAGGUUUUAAUGACGAUAAAGCUAAAGAAGUCGCAAAAUCUAUGAGCGGGGAUGUUGCCCUGAACUUUAAGUAGGGAGGUUAGAAAGCUGCCUGAAAUGUGUCUUGCUUGUUGAUUCCUGAACUUUGCUGCAUAAAUUUUCCGAAGAUAGAUACUUAGGUAUUUGGUUCUAGGCAGAGCAAGUUUUUUCAUCAAGGAACUUGUUCCAUGUAUGGGGUGUUUCAAAUUCUUAAACCAAAUGCUUUCAUGACUCAGUGGGAGAUGAUGAAAUUUGCAUCUUUCUCAAAAGGGUUUUGCAGAAUCCAAAUUCAUAGGUGGGCAUGUUUCUGAGGCUAUGGAUUCUUUGCUGAUUCACUCCAAUUCCUUGCUUUGACAUGAAACAAAAUUACGUCAUUUUCUUUUAUGGAUUGUAUCAAUAGUUUUUAUCUGGCAAAGCUGAGUUUCCUUCCACUA
Molecule: messenger RNA, 1151 nt
Organism: Populus nigra (black poplar)
Lineage: Eukaryota; Viridiplantae; Streptophyta; Magnoliopsida; Malpighiales; Salicaceae
Product: ATP-dependent Clp protease ATP-binding subunit CLPT1, chloroplastic-like
Exons: 6
Coding region: 84-773 (229 amino acids)
Source: RefSeq, a predicted model, not a curated record